AUGUCAACGAACGCUCCGAUCAGCACCAACCUACCGUCCCACGACGCGGACGAGACCAUGCGAGAGGCCGUCGAUCGGUUUCGCACGCGCAUGGCGGCCGCCAACCGACAGUUCAUCCAGGACCGCAUAGAUGAGAUCGACGCCCGCGGACUCGCAACCGAGAAAGAGAAAAUUCGUAUGAUUCAGAGGUGGCGCCAUUUCGGAGACUUAGACCAAGACGAACCAGCCAGUGAGAACAACCCCGACGCACGCCACAUAAGCAACCGGUUCCGGCAGACGCGGGAGUUGGCAGCAGUUCCCGCGCUGCUGGCCGAGGACACACACCCCCUGUUCGCCCUGGACGGGAUCCACCCGCCGCUGCUCUGCACGCCGGAAGCCCGCCAGAUCUUCCUCGACACGCUGCAGGAAGUAUUCCAACGGCAAGCGGAGGAGUGGGCGGCCGCCGAGGGCGAGGAUAUACCCUCGGAGCCGAUCCCGCGCUGUGAGGAGCUGGGCCGGCUUUUGGCGUAUGCCCACGAGGUGGAAGACCCGGACUUUCGCCACUCGGGCAUCGCCCCCUUGGAGGCAGGGCUGUCCGUACAGACGCGAUAUGGCACCCUCCCCUGUCUGGACACACAGGAGGAGCGGGACCACUACCAUGCACGUAUACGCCAGGAAUGUGCGUGGCUGCAGGAGCGGCUGGAGGGGGAGUACACGGACUUGAUCAACAAGGUCCAGAUUCCGGCCUCCCCAGAUGUGGAUCUGGAUGUCCGGGCGGGCGUGGUCAUGGGCACCGGCUAUGUCGGGGAGUAUCCUAAAUGGUACAGCGCGUAUCUCUACUGCCGGAAGAGUCCAGAUGAGGAUAUGGAGGGGAUCCAUUACCAGGAUGAAGGCGUCCAGGACGCCCCCAAUAUCCGGGAGUGGGGUUGGCGUGUGGUCUUUAUGGAGGAGGAGGGCAUCAUGCAGCCACAGGUGCUCUAUGGACGGAAGCCGCGCUUUGACUCGAUCCCUGAGUUUCUGGACUGGUACGCGAGCUGGCCGGACUACUUGGAUGCCCGCGGGCUGCUCAGUCUCCGCCGGCAUCUGAAAGGAUGUGAAAUCGAUUGCGAGUCCGACUGUGAGAUGCACGAACCGUAG
This is a messenger RNA of Aspergillus tubingensis, 1116 nucleotides long. RefSeq names its product similar to An12g10600. The transcript has a single exon. NCBI's taxonomy places the organism in Eukaryota, Fungi, Ascomycota, Eurotiomycetes, Eurotiales, Aspergillaceae. The record is from RefSeq and is a predicted model, not a curated record. Bases 1 to 1116 code for a protein of 371 amino acids.